Ailuropoda melanoleuca (giant panda) is the source of this 1959-nucleotide messenger RNA. RefSeq names its product olfactomedin 1 (gene OLFM1). The record is from RefSeq and is a predicted model, not a curated record. Gene Ontology annotation, biological process: signal transduction. Bases 299 to 1702 code for a protein of 467 amino acids. Lineage: Eukaryota; Metazoa; Chordata; Mammalia; Carnivora; Ursidae. The transcript is spliced from 6 exons.
UGUUUCCCCGCCGCCGCCCUCUCCACUCCCGCGCGUGAGCGUGGCGCGCGGGUCCCUCUGCGCCACCGGCUGCCUUCCUCGCAAACUUUUGGCACCCCCGCCCAGGCGCGCCGGUGCGGGGGGGAGCGCAGGAGGAGGGGCCGCGGAGGGCCGCGCCCCGCCCGGGGACAGCGGGGACAGCGCGCAGGACGCGCUCGCCAUGCAGAGCGGAGGCUCCGGGUGCUGAAGGCGCGGGGCCAGCAGAGCCGGGAGCGCGUCCGCGUCCACGCAGCGCCGGCGCCAGCACCAGGGCUCCUGCAUGCCAGGACGGCGGCCGUGGCAGCGAGACAUGCAACCGGCCCGGAAGCUCCUCAGCCUCCUCUUCCUCAUCCUGAUGGGCACCGAACUCACUCAAGUGUUGCCCACCAACCCCGAGGAGAGCUGGCAGGUAUACAGCUCCGCCCAGGACAGCGAGGGCAGGUGUAUCUGCACAGUGGUCGCCCCCCAGCAGACCAUGUGCUCACGGGAUGCCCGCACGAAACAGCUGAGGCAGCUACUGGAGAAGGUGCAAAACAUGUCUCAAUCCAUAGAGGUCCUGGACAGGCGGACUCAGAGGGACCUGCAGUACGUGGAAAAGAUGGAGAACCAAAUGAAGGGGCUGGAGUCCAAGUUCAAGCAGGUGGAGGACAGCCAUAAGCAGCACCUGGCCAGGCAGUUUAAGGCGAUAAAAGCGAAAAUGGAUGAACUUAGGCCUUUGAUUCCUGUGUUGGAAGAGUACAAGGCCGAUGCCAAAUUGGUAUUGCAGUUUAAGGAGGAGGUCCAGAAUCUGACGUCAGUGCUUAACGAGCUGCAAGAGGAGAUUGGCGCCUAUGACUACGAUGAACUUCAGAGCAGAGUGUCCAAUCUUGAAGAAAGGCUCCGUGCAUGCAUGCAAAAACUAGCUUGUGGCAAGCUGACGGGCAUCAGUGACCCCGUGACCGUCAAGACCUCGGGCUCAAGGUUCGGGUCCUGGAUGACAGACCCUCUGGCUCCAGAAGGUGAUAACCGGGUCUGGUACAUGGACGGCUACCACAACAACCGCUUUGUCCGCGAGUACAAGUCCAUGACCGACUUCAUGACCACGGACAAUUUCACGUCGCACCGCCUCCCACACCCCUGGUCCGGCACGGGGCAGGUGGUCUACAACGGUUCCAUCUACUUCAACAAGUUCCAAAGCCACAUCGUCAUCCGGUUCGACCUGAAGACGGAGACCAUCCUCAAGACGCGCAGCCUGGACUACGCCGGCUACAACAACAUGUACCACUACGCCUGGGGCGGCCACUCGGAUAUCGACCUCAUGGUGGACGAGAACGGGCUGUGGGCCGUCUACGCCACCAACCAGAACGCCGGCAACAUCGUCAUCAGCAAGCUGGACCCCGUGUCCCUGCAGGUCCUGCACACUUGGAACACCAGCUACCCCAAGCGCAGUGCCGGCGAGGCCUUCAUCAUCUGCGGGACUCUCUACGUCACCAACGGCUACUCGGGGGGCACCAAGGUCCACUACGCGUACCAGACCAACGCCUCGACCUACGAGUACAUCGACAUCCCCUUCCAGAACAAGUACUCCCAUAUCUCCAUGCUGGACUACAACCCCAAGGACCGCGCCCUGUACGCUUGGAACAACGGCCACCAGAUCCUGUACAACGUCACCCUCUUCCACGUCAUCCGGUCCGACGAGUUGUAGGGUCCCCGCCGCAGAGCCCAGGGGCCAGGCCUCCCCCACGCGGACACUCCUGCGGAGCGGCCGCGGAAACAACCUCCCGAUAGUAACCAUACUAAUUUCGAGACCUCGGCGGCAGCGUGGGCUCCGGCACCGCGUGGUGGCCUCACCUCCGUGCGCCUCUGGUUCGAGCGAGAGGGCGACACACUUGGGAAGACACAACCCCCCCCCCCGUCUUUGCAGCUGGAACUGCAGUCCAGGGAUCCCUGGUCCCCUCUCCC